Messenger RNA from Drosophila rhopaloa, 1492 nucleotides. RefSeq lists its product as uncharacterized. The record is from RefSeq and is a predicted model, not a curated record. The transcript has 2 exons. Bases 148 to 1401 code for a protein of 417 amino acids. Gene Ontology annotation, biological process: spermatogenesis; sperm DNA condensation. NCBI's taxonomy places the organism in Eukaryota, Metazoa, Arthropoda, Insecta, Diptera, Drosophilidae.
GUACAAAGGCUUAAAUCUCAGUUACCCCUGCCAUUAUGUUCGUCUAGUUUUAUUCAUUCAGUAUAGUUCAUUCAGUAUAGGACGCAGUACACAGUUUGAAAUUCAAGAUAACAUAGAAAUAUACAGAAUAUACAGAGGAAGUACAAAAUGCCGCCCGUUUUGAGAGAGCGAAAAGUGAUUCGAUCAACCCCAGGUCGAGGCACUCGAAACGGAUUUAGGAACUUCGUGGCCUGCUUCAAGCAGGAGAACGAUUGGAUACAAAACGGUCAGCUUGAGGAAUUGGCCAGUGAAACAUGGGCCAACUUUAACAAACAACAGCGCCGCGAAUUCUCUUACGAAAGGUACAAAAUUGACAUGGCCCACAAGUUGGAUAUGGCCACUAUUGAGCAGGUUUCGGAAGGGCCCUUCAAAUUGAGGAACUUGGACGCUACAGACUUAGAGGUUCUUGAGAGUCCUAGGAGCUUGGAUUAUUCGAGUUGUUCGAAUUUCACCAUCCAGGCGGAAGUUCACAUUUCCUCGGAGAACGCUAGUGGGCAAGCUAGUGUUUCAAAUUCGAAUAAUGCAAGGAGGGAUAUAGUUGUCUCAGAUACUAUAGAGGAAUCCGAAUUGGAAGGUCCUUCGAUUUCCGAAAUUAAUGAAAUGUGCACCUCUACCGUGUCCGUGAACAGUACGCCUUUUGCCAACUUUCUGCAGGACUUCUCUCUAGUCCAUGGCAACUCACCCAAGGAUAAUCUCGAGGAAGCAACUAAGAAAUGGGCUAAAAUGACUCUGAAGAAAAAAGAAGCCUAUAAACCAGAAAAGUACGUUCUGAAGUUACUGUCGCAAGUGGAUAAUUGUAAUGACCUUAAUGGGAUUGAUCAGCAAACAGAUGCCGAGGAACUCAGUGAUGUUGAGGAGCCCCGAAAAAAGACCAAGCGAGCAAAGAAGGUUCCAAAGAAACCGGUGAAGCGGUUGAAUAAGAGGGCUGGUGGCGGGUUAGUACCCGCCGCAAACUCUCCCAAAAAGCGGGGACGUCCCACGACUGCCCCUGCAGUCCAGAUUAGUCGCCCAACGGUACCGGCCCGCCGGAGCAGCAGCCUAUGGACCUUCAAAAACUUCAUCCGCGAAUUCCGGCACAGUAACCCCCACCGAUUGACCGUGGAGGGCGCAUCCUUAUGGCGCAAAAUGACCCCUCAGGAAAGGGAAUCCUAUCGCGUCCCCAAAAAUAAUGCUUCACGAGACUCGCCGAUUCCCGAGGUUUCUGAAAGUACUGAGGACACUGAGCCAGUGCAGCAGGUUUCAGAUGGCCAACUCGUACCGUGGACGCCUGUACAGAGCUCGCAGUCAGGAGAAAAGCGCAAUUGGCUGGAUUUCCUAAAAAUUUCGAAGGCUGUCGAAAAAGUAAAGGGCUUCUUUGGUUAACGAUUCACUUUUCCAAAUUUCAAAUGUAUAAUGCCAAAGAAAAAAAAUUUUUUUGUUUAAAAUCUGUUAGAAUAAAAACAAAUCAAAUGUU